AUGGAGGCCUUUCUGGGCACCUGGAAGGUGGAAUCAAACAACGACUUCCACAAAUUCAUGCAUCACUUUGGUGUGCCUAGUCCAAUUGCGAAGCUGGUUCUGCAAUUUGGCUCAACAACAACAUUUUCGCAGAAAGACACAGACACGUACAACAUCUCCGUCGCCUCCGUAAGGGGAAAGACCGAGGCAACCUUCCGAUUGGGCGAGGAGUUCGAGGAGGCAUCCUCCGGUGGCACUCUCAUGAAGGCAAUCAUGUUACGCAAUCAAUACUUUGUUUUUUUCCCCAUCAAGUCGAAGAUUGGCGUUGAGGAUGGUGUGAUGAAGCAUCUUCAGGUGGGUGACGGCGAGACUAUCACAACCACUCGCACUGUCAAUGGAGACGUGAUGACCGCGGUCUACACGGUUGGCGAUCUCACCUGCUCGCGAACGUACAAACGAGUGAACGUACCCUAUCUUGCCAUGCCUUAUCCGGUCGCCUGUUGCUGCCGUGGGACCGAUCCACCGACCGACGGCAGAGUGCGACGAGGCGGUGGAUUUGACAACAGUCAGAGAGUUGGGCAGACGGACACGCGGGUGGAAAAGCAGCAGGCUUCUUCUUCUUAG
Hydatigera taeniaeformis is the source of this 603-nucleotide messenger RNA. The record is from the annotation of a GenBank genome assembly. Lineage: Eukaryota; Metazoa; Platyhelminthes; Cestoda; Cyclophyllidea; Taeniidae.